GCCCUCACAAGUUCGACAGGUUUCGAAGCUCAUCCGCGUGCGCGAUCGGCCUAGUCUGAAACUGACCGCCCGCGACAACGGUUACAAAAUGAUUCCGCAUUUAUUGCUAAUAGUGCUGCACGUUAUCAGCCUCGGAACGAUCUCCAGUGCUUGCACGAGGGCAGUGCUGUACAGUGUCACGCCGAGUUCCGACGAGCAGGUCGGCUAUCUGCGGAUGCUGGAGAAGACGAACGAGGCGAUGGACUUUUGGGUGCUCACGAGUUGGACCGGCGAGGAGGCGCACGUGCUCGUACCGGAAAGUGAGGACGCUAGAUUCAAAUCUGAUCUAAAACAACGUGGAAUAAUACCAACCGUUCGCAACUCCAACAUUACAACCUGCGGCAACAGCAACAACAACAGCAGCACACGAUCUGAACGCAACGCUGCAUACAGCUCAAAACCUGGAACGCUAGAUUUUACCAGUCGAUAUUUGAACCAUGCGGAUAUCAACAGGUACAUCGAUUAUUUGGGCAAGAAAUAUCCAGAUUUAGUUACGGUGACCACUAUUGGUCACUCGUACGAGAGGCGACCCAUGCGAACGGUCACGAUAUCAUCCGGAAAGCCCUCCAAAACAAUGAUCAUCGACGCCGGAAUCCACGGUCGAGAGUGGAUUGCCCCAGCCACCGCCCUGUACCUGAUGAGUCAACUGGUGCAGAACUCCAACCGACACCGAGAACUGCUCGCGAACAUCACCUGGAUCAUCCUCCCACUGGUCAACCCCGACGGCUACGAAUACUCACUAAAUUCCAACAAAUUCUGGCGCAAAACGCGUCGCCCCGCGAAACGCUGCGUCGGAACCGACGCCAACCGUAACUUCAGCUUUCACUGGGGUGAAAAGGGCGCCUCCCGCCAGGAAUGCUCCCAAACCUUCGCCGGCCCAAAGCCCUUCUCCGAGCCGGAAACCCAAGCCCUCCGAAAUCUCCUCCUCGCCAAAGGCAACAUAACCUCGUUCUACCUAACCCUCCACUCCUACGGCCGCUUCCUGCUCUACCCGUGGGGCCACAAGAAGGACCUCCCCCGUAAGUGGCGCCUCCUGGACGCCGUAGCCCGGGCCGGAGCCGUGGCCAUGAAGCGGAACCACAACGUCAGCUACCGCGUCGGAGGGGCGGCCAAACUGCUGUACGAGGCGUCCGGUGGAAGCGAUGACUUCGCGCUGGCCGUUGCCCGGAUUCCCCUCUCGAUCACGAUGGAACUUCCCGCCGGCGGCAGUGGUGAGAGCGGGUUUCACCCGGCGGAGUCGCAGAUAAGCCGGCUCGUCGAGGAAGCAUUCACCGGCAUUCGGGCGAUGGCACUCAAGAUGGUGCAGAUGGACGUUUGAGCGAGUGGUUCUUAUCGAAUAAAGUGUUGUGUGAUAAAGGGUUUUUACUGAAAGCUUGCUGGUUUGUACUUAUUUACUGGUUUGAAGAAUGUGACUAAUUCUUUUAAGCUGGGGCA
This is a messenger RNA of Culex pipiens pallens (northern house mosquito), 1473 nucleotides long. Its product is annotated as carboxypeptidase B-like. NCBI's taxonomy places the organism in Eukaryota, Metazoa, Arthropoda, Insecta, Diptera, Culicidae. Bases 89 to 1357 code for a protein of 422 amino acids. The transcript is spliced from 3 exons. Gene Ontology annotation, molecular function: zinc ion binding; metallocarboxypeptidase activity. The record is from RefSeq and is a predicted model, not a curated record. Gene Ontology annotation, biological process: proteolysis.